GAGUGAAUGUCACCUCGAUGCCACCGAAUCUAUGCCACCGUACAAGUACCUGUGCACCCGAAUAUGCAAGGAUUGAAUCGGUAUUUCAUACAAAUAAGAAAUUGAGUCAUAACUAAAUUAAGAUUUAAAUAUAUGAGCAUGUUAAGUUGAUUUGAACAAAACUACAAUGUAUGCAUUAUUCGGAGCGUGAAAUCCCUUUCAUUUGGAAUGUGGUUACAAUUAAUUACCGCUGGAAUGACAUAAAAUGGUUAUUUUGCUCCUUCGAUAGUUCAACAUUCAGCUCGUCAGAAGGUCAACGUUAUUUUCGUCAGUAGGUCAACAAUCAGGACAUGUUCUUCGAUUUAAGCAGAAACAGGCUAUAGUUUUGCUGGCUGGUUCCACAAUUUCAGUCACGGGUGUAAUUAUCAAAGCCAUCGAGCUCGGGAAACAAGGUACGAGAAAUCGAGCUCGUAAGGUUGUUCUACACCAAGCGGAACUUAAUGACAUAUCAGGAUAAAUUACAUAUGAAUUGUUUUGACGAAAAACUGGUGCAAUAACUCAUCAGCAAGUCAGGUCGUUGACUUCAUCAUUUGAUAUAGAUGUCAAUGUAACAAGAUACAUGGUCAUGGCAGAGUUGAAAAGUUACACUGUAAAUGGUAACCACACCAACCACGCCAAAAAUGGAAGAGUCUCUCCCUCCGAUACAAUUGAGUUAAAAAUAAAUGGCACAAAGAAUGAGCACGAUGUGUCCAGUGAUAGAGGAUCAAAAGACGAUAAAACAAAGAAAACAGAAGAAAAACAGGAACUUGUCGGAACCUUUGAAAUUUUCAAAUACUCCACAUGCCUUGAUGUUUUUCUCAUGAUCGUGGGAACCAUGGCGGCAGCGUGCCAUGGGUCAGCAUUUCCAUUGAUGAUCAUCGUGUUUGGAGCGAUGAUUGACCUCUUUGUGGGCAAUGCAAAAUAUUCCAACAGCCUGGCUAUUGUAGAUAAAUGCGGGGGGCUGUCUGCUUUCAAUCUGACAAUGGAAGGCGUGUUCUCCAAUCCUGAAAGCCUUGUGCCCUUCUAUGGCCCCAUAUUGGCCUACACACAAAAUUUGACCAACAACUGUACAGAAGCUGUGAACUUUGCCGACAUGCAGAAUGAGAUACAGAAUCAACUUCUGGACACUAUGCAGACCUUUGCUCUGUACUUUAUAGGUAUUGGCAUUGGAGUACUGGUCCUUGGUUAUCUGCAAGUUACCUGCUGGAUGUUGGCCUCUGAAAGACAGACACACCGGAUACGAAAGAGCUUCUACCAGAACAUUCUACGUCAGAACAUUGGCUGGUUUGACGUUCACGAAUCAGGAGAGCUAAAUUCUAGAAUAACAAAUGACAUCUCGAAGAUUCAGGACGGUAUCGGUGACAAGCUGGGCCAGUUCAUGCAAUGGUUCUGUGCGUUCCUGGCAGGGGUGAUUGUGGGGUUUGUUCAUGGCUGGAAACUGACACUGGUCAUCCUGUCCAUCAGCCCACUCCUUGCGCUGUGUGCGGUCAUCAUGACCAAGUUGGUAGGCAAGGCAUCAGGGGCUGAAUUGAAGGCCUAUGCCAAGGCAGGGGCCAUAGCUGAGGAGGUUUUAGGGGCCAUAAGGACCGUUCUAGCAUUUGGAGGAGAAGAGAAGGAAUGCAAGAGGUAUGCUGGAAUAUACAGAGUUGUCAACCCGGACAAGGGCGUCAGGAAGGGCUUUGUAGGCGGAGCAUCAACAGGAUUGGUCUGGAUGGUUGUGUUCUGCGCUUAUGCGCUUGGCUUCUGGUAUGGCGGCAAGCUUGUGAUAGAAGAAAGUAAAAAAUACACCAUCGGGAAUGUGAUGACUGUGUUCUUCAGCGUGAUCAUAGGAGCUUUCUCCCUGGGUAAUGCAGCACCACCUCUGCAGAGCUUUGCUGUGGCCAGAGGAGCAGCCUUUAUUGUCUACAGCCUCAUUGAGAAGGUCAAAUGAGCGGGAAUCUGGGAAA
Molecule: messenger RNA, 1964 nt
Organism: Dreissena polymorpha
Lineage: Eukaryota; Metazoa; Mollusca; Bivalvia; Myida; Dreissenidae
Product: ATP-dependent translocase ABCB1-like
Exons: 10
Coding region: 599-1948 (449 amino acids)
Biological process (GO): transmembrane transport
Cellular component (GO): membrane
Molecular function (GO): ATP binding; ABC-type transporter activity
Source: RefSeq, a predicted model, not a curated record